CUGCAGUUCAGACUCCAGCAGAGGAGGACUGGAAAGCAGCUUGCAGACCAGGGUAUCAUGCCUCGUGAGUAACACUCUUUUACACACACAGACAUGUUCAAGUGUACGUACACACACACACCUCUCAGCCACCAACGUGACAAGUGUGUCUCAUAAGUAUGUGGGGCACCAUGUACUGCAUUACUAGAGAGAGAGAGAAAGAGAGAGAGCUAGAUUGAACUUGCAACAUUGGACAACUGCGCUGAAACAUGACACGCUACAUGACCUCACUUCUACGAGCCGACGCACUUACCUCAUGAUUACACAACCUAGUCCUUAACACUGUGUAACCAGAGACCCCUCAACCCCAUAACACUAUGUUAAAGAUAAUCUAUGAUCUAUCCAGGUCGCAGUUGUAAAUGAGAACCUGUUCUCAACUGGCUUACCUGGUUAAAUAAAGGUGAAAUAAAAAAUAUAUAUAUAUACCUCUAACCCCAUAAUAUGAUACAGCUGAUCUAUGAUCUAUACCUCUAACCCCAUAAUAUGAUACAGCCGAUCUAUGAUCUAUACCUCUAACCCCAUAAUAUGAUACAGCUGAUCUAUGAUCUAUACCUCUAACCCCAUAAUAUGAAACAGCUGAUCUAUGAUCUAUACCUCUAACCCCAUAAUAUGAAACAGCUGAUCUAUGAUCUAUACCUCUAACCCCAUAAUAUGAUACAGCUGAUCUAUAAUCUAUACCUCUAACCCCAUAAUAUGAUACAGCUGAUCUAUGAUCUAUACCUCUAACCCCAUAAUAUGAUACAGCUGAUCUAUGAUCUAUGAUCUAUACCUCUAACCCCAUAAUAUGAUACAGCUGAUCUAUAAUCUAUACCUCUAACCCCAUAAUAUGAUACAGCUGAUCUAUGAUCUAUACCUCUAACCCCAUAAUAUGAUACAGCUGAUCUAUGAUCUAUACUCUAACCCCAUAAUGAUACAGAUGAUCUAUGAUCUAUACCUCUAACCCCAUAAUAUGAUACAGCUGAUCUAUGAUCUAUACCUCUAACCCCAUAAUAUGAUACAGCUGAUCUAUGAUCUAUACCUCUAACCCCAUAAUAUGAUACAGCUGAUCUAUGAUCUAUACCUCUAACCCCAUAAUAUGAUAACAGCUGAUCUAUGAUCUAUGAUCUAUCCUCUAACCCCAUAAUAUGAUACAGCUGAUCUAUGAUCUAUGAUCUAUACCUCUAACCCCAUAAUAUGAUACAGCUGAUCUAUGAUCUAUGAUCUAUACCUCUAACCCCAUAAUAUGAUACAGCUGAUCUAUGAUCUAUGAUCUAUACCUCUAACCCCAUAAUAUGAUACAAGCCUGAUCUAUGAUCUAUGACCCUAUAAACCCCAUAAUAUGAUACAGCUGAUCAUGAUCUAUACCUCUAAACCCCCAUAAUAUGAUACAGCCGAUCUUAUGAUCAUACCUCUAACCCCAUAAUAUGAUACAGCUGAUCUAUGAUCUAUUAACCUCUAAAACCCCCAUAAUAUGAUACAGCCGAUCUAGAUCUAUGAUCUAUACCUCUAACCCCAUAAUAUGAUACAGCUGAUCUAUGAUCUAUACCUCUAACCCCAUAAUAUGAUACAGCUGAUCUAUGAUCUAUGAUCUAUACCUCUAACCCCAUAAUAUGAUACAGCUGAUCUAUGAUCUAUGAUCUAUACCUCUUACCCCAUAAUAUGAUACAGCUGAUCUAUGAUCUAUACCUCUUACCCCAUAAUAUGAUACAGCUGAUCUAUGAUCUAUGAUCUAUACCUCUAACCCCAUAAUAUGAUACAGCUGAUCUAUGAUCUAUACCUCUUACCCCAUAAUAUGAUACAGCUGAUCUAUGAUCUAUGAUCUAUACCUCUAACCCCAUAAUAUGAUACAGCUGAUCUAUGAUCUAUGAUCUAUACCUCUAACCCCACAAUAUGAUACAGCUGAUCUAUGAUCUAUGAUCUAUACCUCUAACCCCAUAAUAUGAUACAGCCGAUCUAUGAUCUAUACCUCUAACCCCAUAAUAUGAACUGGAGUCAUGAAAUGGACAUAUUUCGUCUGCAUUUAAUGCUCCUAAAAGUAUAUUACAAACUGGCUAAUGUCUGUGAUAGAACACUAUAGAGGCCAGAGUUGAAUUCUGUGUGAGUGCACUUGCCUGGGUAUUUAUUUUUUUUAAAUGGUGUGUGCAGGGGGAAUGCAAUCCAGAGGCCUAGCAGGCUAGCACUGCCACUGUGUGUGUGUGUGUGUGUGUGUGUGUGUGUGUGUGUGUGUGUGUGUGUGUGUGUGUGUGUGUGUGUGUGUGUGUGUUAAUAGAUUACAAAAUCUUCCAAAACCCUUCAUGUGUACUGCCGACCUCUCGCCUACAAUCACCAGAUAAACGUCCAAUUGGAAAAACAUUUCUAAAAGAGUAUCUGCCCUGUCAACCAAUCACGUUUGCCCUUGCUGCUUGCUUUAUCUCCGGCAGACUCCCAGGAACUGAUAGGCCAUGCCGGGCCUCUGGAUUCUGUUCCUCCGCACACUUACCACUGGUUACACACGCACGCACGCACGCACCCACACACACACUGUAUUAUCCUUCACAGGACAGGGGACAAACCUGUGACAGAGAGACAAUGUGCGAUGUUAUUUGCCAUUCUGUGCGAUUUUAUUAAGUGAAAAUGGCUCCUUUUGACUAGUAUUGUUAGUCAAUCAUUUUGAAAGGAAUACCAUUAUCAGUAUUGUGUGCACAACUUUGUGCGCUUGAGCUUGUGUGUGCGCGUGCGUGCGUGCGUGUGUGCGUGUGAAAUGGACAUGGCCUGGGGUGUGUAUAUAUAUUACCCAGGAGCAUCUGGUGUUUGUUAGACUCAGGGUGCUGCUUCGGCCUCUCAGGGCUCUCUGGUGUGUGACUGGCUGAGGAAGUGUCCACGCACGCAUUCACUCUUACCACUGGUCACACACACACACACACACACACACACACACACACACACACUGCCUCUUAACUCUGACGUGUGGUUGGCGGAGGAGGAAGGGGCCACACACACAUCCUUCCUUCCUUACUCCCAUCCUCUCUUUUUUUCCUUUUUUUGUCUUUUUAGGAAUGUAUUGGGAUAUUCACUCAUGAAGGUCAUUAUCUCCUAAAGUAGUGCAGUAGUUGUUAUAUUUGAUGGUAGCCAGAUGUCGGAUCAUAACUUGAUUACUCUUUUGUCGCAUAGAAUUUUCCUGCUGCAUCAUGAGCCUCACGAGUCCCUGAAAAUGAGCAGUUCUGUUUCUCUCCAUGCGGAGGAAGUCGAGUCAUUGGGAUCAGCGCUUGCUAUCUAAAAUAAUAUUCUCUCUCCCGCUCGCUCAACCGCUACAGGCCGUACACAUCAACAACCGUCGUUUUAUAUAUCGCUUAAUAACACAAGGUAGAUAUUGGUCUCCACUAGGCUACUACAUACAAGUGUCAAGUGUCAUAUUAUUUAUUAUAUUAUUAUAUUAUAAGUGUAUCCUAAGCACAACAUGUAGUUAAAUCGUGGCCUGGGGUGGUCUAGUGGUUGGGUCCACUGCCUUCAGCAUGCACAUAUAGGCCUACCUUUUCAGCAUGGGUUCCCUUCUGGCACAAAUAACUCAAUCCCCCCGAUUGACUUAAUUUAUUAACUAUGGAUAUUUUACCCCCGAUCUCGUUAAGAAGUGACCAUACCAGACACUUUUGGAUAACAUAAAUAAUAAAAUAACAACAGUCAGUAUGCUACACCAACGUUAGUGUCCAUUCAUACAAAGUGUUGGGUAAAUUACCACAAUAGAUUUGCCGUGGUAAACGAGGAAAAUACAUUAUUUAUAUUGUACUGAAUGCUUGUCGAAUAGAUAAAUCGCCCUUGUUCAAAAAAGGACUACAUUGUUCCUGUGACAAUACCAACCAGAGGGCGAACAUACUGUAUCUUGAAAGACUUUGGUCGCAAGCGGGACUGACGUCAUCUUUUAGGGAGCGGUAAUGAGGUGACCAAUAAUAGCUGCAAUUGAUAUCAGCUGAUCAGAAUUUAGUUCAUAUUAAUGGUUUGAUGAGACAUCAGCUGGCGAUAAUCUAGUGCCAUCAAUGGUUGCAAUAGGCCCUUUGUUAUUUGAUUAUAUGCCAUUACAUUCUGUAGCCUACCCGUUAGUCUAUCCAUUGUCACAUAAAGAAAGGUGUGAAAACCCAUAAUAAGCCUAUCCAAAGACGAUUUAGUUGAGCUGAGACACUUUUCUUUAGUGUAUAAAUUAUCUAUUCAGUUUACUUCUACUAAGCUGACCUAUGGAAUUGUUUUAAGAUGGUCAUACCAUGGAUCAUUUAUCUAUUUGAUUUGGAACUUUAGAACCCUGUAGGUAUACAAAACAUAUAUUUAAAAAAUGAUUUGAUAAAAUAUAGAAUUUGGCCUUUACUACUAAAGCCCAUAGAGAUGCAUUGAAUAACACAUUCAUAAACGGCAAAACAGACAGUCAACAAAUAAAUCAUAAGGGAUAAGGUUUUGAAGUAUCUUUCCUAUGUCGAGGAGAUACUAGAAAGCUCAGGAAAUAUUUACGUUUUUUGGACACAUAUUUAACUCUUUUUUUUUUGUUUUUUUUUUUAUACCGGUACCAUUUACCUUCAGACGAGUCCCGUGACACUUGACACUCCAGAAUCAGGAGGGUAUCUGUAAUACCGACAAUACGUCUUUGACAUCUAUUAGCUUUCCUUCCUCUAAGCAUAAUGAGGAAGUAAUGAAAGCCAGCUUCGAUCAAGGGAGGACUUUUUCAAAUGAAGCACAAAUGCCAUGACAUAGGCGGAUGCAGUGGAUUGAGACGCAGCCCAUGCAAAAAAAAUAACUAGUUUAAACUAACAGAUUUUGAUUUUUGAUAAUUUUUAAUUAUGUUACUUAGAUUGACGCACGAGUCAAUAGACUCUUAAGGACUUGUGGGCUUUAAUGUAAGCUCAGGCUGGUCGCUAGAUCACACAGCACUCAUGAGUCUCGGAGCCAGAGCAUGCUGCUUAGACCACUGCAAUACGGCAGUUCACAACGCUCUAGCACUAAGAAUACUAUGAAUACUGAUGAUACAUAGGCGCGUUGUUUUUAAUUAUUUCGUUUGAAGUCUUCCCCAAACCGUAGCCCUAACCUUAAGCACUCGGAAUUCAUUCCUAAACUGUUAACCUUUUGAGUUGUUUCUCUUUUAACCCUGUAACAAUGCGGCAUUAACAAAAUAGGCAUUCAUCCAUGAGUCAAAGGGCCGGAUUUGAACCCAUGUCGACUCUGGCAUACGUGUGAUGGGGUCGGUGGCUGUAACCGUAAGACCACAUACGCACCGAGGCAACCAAAAUAAUGUAUUCUGCCUAUAUUGCUUGCCUUUAACAUAAUCAAACAAAUGAUUUAAAAAAAAAUAUUUUCCGUAACAAAAAAUAUAACUACCCCCUACAAAUAUGCAAUUUAUUAUAAUCCACGUAAGUAGUCACACGAGAUGCGCUGUAGCCUGCACAUAGACUAUAUAAGGUAGGCUACAAUGUAGGUACGGUACUGUAUCGUAUACAAACACCGCUUCUAGCUGUCCCCUGGUGGCGAUUCUAACUAUGUCUUCAUAUAUUCAAAUCCUCCUGCUGCAGGAUUAGUUUCCUCCUGCUACGAAAGGGGUCAAAUUAAGAUCCGACGUCUGUAUAUGUAGCUAUAAUUUGUAGUCUCUACAAAAUUAAGACUGUUCUUUGGCAGAUGAAAGCGUAUAACUGUGGUUGUUCAAUGUUCCAUCAAUUCUUAAUUAGACAGCAAAAGUUCUUAGAAGGAGCCAAUUAAAUAUUCUUAAUAUCAUUCCAUUCAUUUGACAUUGUUUCCCAUCACAUAGUCCAGAUUUCAGCCUCCGAUUACCCCGUUAAACUCGUGGGAAUUGGCCUGUAUGUAUAGGGCUAAAUUGAAAUGUUUCUUAUAGAAGAAAUAUGAAAUGCAUAACCAUGGUAGCAAUUGAAAGGGAUUCAAGAUUAUGGGGAAAUGAUUAGACCAAAGGAGAGGACACAACAGUUCACUUGGCACAAGACUGAAUCCAAACAUUACACUCACUGUUGAUUUUAUGUGAAUUUUACAUUUACUGUGCUUUUCGCCGCAUUUGUUGAUAAAAACAUCUGAAAAUACUCUGGAUACAUUCAGUAACAUGAUAAGAAUAUUCCUAGAAAAUGUGGGGUAGGUGCAACAUAAGACAAAACAUUUACAAGGGUUUGAGUGAGAGGACUAUCUGCUGUCUCCAUGUGGCCACACACCUCUCCAAAGUGUGCACAGUUCCUUAGUCAUUUCAAUGCACUUUUAAGGGAAAGGGGAUAAUCAGUUGCACAACUGAAUGCAUUCAACCGAAAUGUGUCUUCUGCAUUUAACCCAACCCCUCUUUUAUGAUUAAAAGAAGUGUCUUCAACUAUAAUGCGCUAUUUUGAGCUCUCCUAGCUUUGCACACUUGUAGUUAAAAAAAAAAAGUGGAACACAACCCUGCAUCCCAGCCAUCACACAAUUCCUGUUGUUUAUGCAAUCCAAAAACGGUCCAUUAUCAAUCACAAUAUGGGUCAGGUGGGCAUCAUUUGAAAGCCUGUUCUAUUGCCAACAUGAGUUGCUAAGUUAUAAAAUAUGAUAUUACAGUGUUGGGCUUUUACAAUGCAAUUCAGGGAAACCGAUCAGAAUUUUGAUGCACAUAGACAGAAGUCAUGAGUGCAUUCAGGUGCGUGCAAAUUUUCUUCAAAAUAGACAAACAUUCUGUUCAGAACAACGAAGGGUAUGACGUCAUCUUGUAACUGUAUAUCAAACAUAGUGAUUAUAAAUGUUGACACUAUAUGACAUGAGUUUUAUGGUAUGGAAAUGUGAAGUGCACAUUUGAACACACAGGUGUUUGGCUUGCUUGUAUGAGUGGUAUUUAUUAUAAUCCUCAACGUCUCAUCUUUCAAAAUACACAGUCCUCUUAAUUUACAGCAUUACCCUCACCCAGACAACAAAACAUUUGCAAAAGUUGACCAAUUGGCAGGAGGGAUGGGGGCAACUUCUUCAGAAUGGUUGUCAGUCAAAACCCAUACAGCACUGUGAAGCACAGAGCCAGAGCUCUGACGUCAUGAAUAGCAUGUUACUGUACAGCCACUGAGCUCUGACGUCAUGGUAUAGCAUGUUACUGUCCAGCCACUGAGCUCUGACGUCAUGAAUAGCAUGUUACUGUCCAGCCACUGAGCUCUGACGUCAUGAAUAGCAUGUUACUGUCCAGCCACUGAGCUCUGACGUCAUGUAUAGCAUGUUACUGUACAGCCGCUGAGCUCUGACGUCAUGGUAUAGCAUGUUACUGUACAGCCACUUCGUUCCAAUUUAGGCGUUUAUCGGUGCCCAAAUCUGCCAUUUUUUAACCCGUAUACGGGUAGGAGUGUAAAGGGUUAAAGGUUUGACCAAAUAAGUACUGUCACUAUUUCUCUCGGUGGAUUAAUCCAGCUAGCUCAGGCUGCAGCACAUCAGCAGUUAACCCAUCCUAAGAGAAGCAACCUAACCCAGGAUUAUUUCUAUAGUGUGUGUGCAUAAGGCAGUCUUACCCAUGUCACAGUACCCCCUUUUAAUUAGCUCAACAACAACAAAAAAGUAUCCAGUGGAGGGAGUCUGUCUGCCUACACAUAAAAAAAAAUGAUGCUUCUAAAUAGUACCAUAUAAGGGUGGAACCCUUUUUUGAAGGUUCUAUAAAGAACCAUUAAAAAAAAGUUAUUUAUAGCACCAAAAAGAGUUCCGCUUUGGUUACAACCCUUUUUGGGGCUAUAUAGAACAUGUUUUGUUUUUUUAUAAAACUUUUAUGGAGAAUGGCUCCAUAAAUAACUUUUCUCAAUCUGAAAGGUUCUUUGUAGAUCUUUUUGAAGAACCAUACAGGGUUUUUUUAUUCUGGUCAGCCAUAUUAUAUUGUUAAACUUCCAUAGGUGUUAUCAUUGUGUUAAAUAACAAGUUGAAUCAAGUGAGCUACUUCUGGAACAGCUGAGGGUCCCUGAGGAGAGAAUUGAGAACCACUGACUGAUUUAGUCAACUGUUCACAAUUGACACAAGGCCAAACAUGAGACUUUCACAAUACACCGUCACUGCCCAUGGUUAUUUAUAAUAUGUCAUUGAUAAACUGGAAUGACACUCUCACUCACGGUUACACAAAAAGAGCUGUGAGAAAACCACGUCCCCAAAUAUUCGAUUGAGCCCCCCCCCCCCCCCCCCCCCUACAUUUUAAUUAUCACUAUCACUGCUUGGAACAGGGCUUGAACCAGGAACCUUAUAAAUAGUGAUGGGAAACCGAGGCUUUCUGAAGGCUUCAGCGCUUUCACCAAAUUGUGCCAAAAAACGGCUCAUGACUCGGAGCUUCAUUAUCCGUUCACAAUACACAUUAGUGACAUCUGCUGGUCAGUAAUAGCAACGUGUAAUUAUCAGAUAUUCCUUUUUUUUUUUCCCUCUACUGAUUUUAUAAAAACUCUGUGGCGCAGCGCUAGGUCGUUGGCUUUAGUAGCCAGAUUCACAUCAUGCUUCCCUUUUUACCGUCAAGUUGACUAUUGUUCUAAACCUGAUUCUAUGGCAUUAUUUAGGAUGCUUAUUUAAGAAGCUUAUACUAUACUAAAUAAAACAAAUGAUUUCAACAACAAUUCAGAAAGUGUGGUUUCACAUCAAACUAUUUUCAAAAUAGUCUACCUACAACGGGAUUCAACCUCAUACCCUCACAUUCCAGAAUGUUCCAUAGUCCCCUACUCUACCUGCUAAGCAACCAGUCAGGUGAAACUUUUUGUAAAAAAUACUGAACAAAAAUAUAAACGCAACAUGCAACAAUUUGAAAGAUUUUUACUGAGUUACAGUUCAUAUAAAGAAAUCAGUCAAUUCAAAUAAAUUCAUCAGGCCCUAAACUAUGUAUUUCACAUGACUGGGAAUACAGAUAUGCAUGGUCAUAGAUACCUUAAAAAAAAAAAAAAAUUGCCUCAUGCAGCGCGACACAUCUCCUUCGCAUAGAGUUGAUCAGGUUGUUGAUUGUGGUCUGAGGAAUAUUGUCCCACUCCUCUUCAAUGGCUGUGCGAAGUUGCUGGAUAUUGGCGGGAAAUAGAACACGCUGUCGUACACGUCGAUCCAGAGCAUCCCAAACAUGCUGAAUGGGUGACAUGUCUGGUGAGUAUGCAGGCCAUGAAAGGACUGGGACAUUUUCAGCUUCCAGGAAUUUUGUACAGAUCCUUGUGACAUGGGGCUGUGCAUUAUCAUGCUGAAACAUGAGGUGAUGGCGGUGGAUGAAUGGCACGACAAUGGGCCUCAGGAUCUCGUCAUGGUAUCUCUGUACAUUCAAAUUGCCAUCGAUAAAAUGCAAUUGUAUUCAUUGGCCAUAGCUUAUGCCUACCCAUACCAUAACCCCACCGCCACCAUGGGGCUCUCUGUUCACAAAGUUGACAUCAGCAAACUGCUCGCCCACAAAACGCCAUGCAUGUGGUCUGCGGUUGUGAGGCCAGUUGGACGUACUGCCAAAUUCUCGAAAACGACGUUGUCGGCGGCUUAUGGUAGAUAAAUUAACUUUAAAUUAUCUGGCAACAGCUCUGGUGGACAUUCCUGCAGUCAGCAGGCCAAUUACAUGCUCCCUCAAAACUUGAGACAUCUGUGGCAUUGUGUUGUGUGACAAAAGUGCACAUUUUAGAGUGGCCUUUUAUUGUUAAGGUGAACCUGUGUAAUGACCAUGCUGUUGAAUCAGCUUGUUGAUAUGCCACACCUGUCAGGUGGAUGGAUUAUCUUGGCAAACGAAAAAUGCUCACUAACAGGGAUGUAAAGAAAUCUGUACACAAAAUUUGAGAGAAAUUAGCUUUUUGUGCAUAUUGAAAGUUUCUGGGAUCUUUUAUUUCAGCACAUGGGACCAACACUUUACAUGUUGCGUUUAUAUUUUUGUUCAGUGUAUAUUUGGAAGUAUGGUGUCCAGUAGAGGUUGGUGUUUGAAAACAGCUUGGAAUCCAAGAAAGCACUGGAACCAUAGCGUAAUCAGUGGGAUCUCGCGUUUUGAAACAAGCACGUGAUCAAACAAAGCUUCGGACGUCAUUGAUGACGUACUUUUGAUAAAGUGAUAUGCACAUUGGAACACUGCUUCGAAGUUAGCUGCUUAGCAUACCUCGUAGCUCCAGUAUCAAACGUAACGUCACUACUUAUAAGUCAUCAGUGGAGAUUCAAAUGAGGAGCGAGCCCAACUGGCUUGAAUCAACUCCUAUACAAAAUAGUUAAUAGUCCAGGGAGCUAAUAGUCCAGGGAGCUAAUAGUCCAGGGAGUUAAUAGUCCAGGGAGUUAAUAGUCCAGGGAGCUAAUAGUCCAGGGAGCUAAUAGUCCAGGGAGCUAAUAGUCCAGGGAGCUAAUAGUCCAGGGAGUUAAUAGUCCAGGGAGCUAAUAGUCCAGGGAGCUAAUAGUCCAGGGAGCUAAUAGUCCAGGGAGCUUAUAGUCCAGGGAGCUUAUAGUCCAGGGAGCUAAUAGUCCAGGGAGCUAAUAGUCCAGGGAGCUAAUAGUCCAGGGAGCUAAUAGUCCAGGGAGUUAAGUUGGUUUUGCUUGCUGUGUACAUGUAGACCGGGCGGGGGACGUUUCUUCCGUGGAGGCUCAGCUGAGGCUGAAGAGAGCCUGUCUGGCAGACGACCUCAAUGACAAACUGGCCCUGAGACCUGGCCCCAUGGAGCUGGUGCACAAUAAUAUCAUUCCCCUAGACUGCUGCCUUCAGACAGGCAGCCGCCAUCACAUGUAUCACUGAGUAACACCUAUCUGCCUGCAUCUUGACGUGUGUGACUCGCAUGAACCUGUGUGUGAGUUUUCACAGGUAAAUGUGCGACUUUGCUUGGAGUUUGUUUUUGAGUUUGAAAAUGGUGUGUUUUAACUUUUCAGUGGACUGGAAAUGAGGCUAUACAGCUGCAGUGAAAUACUAUCCGAUGGACCCUGACUAAAAGUAGACAACCUUUUAAGUUUAGUGUGAAUCACAACCACGAGCAUGUAUUAAAUAGUAUGCAGUUUUAGUGGAAGUUAUGUGGCAACCAUAGCAAUACUAUUAAAGCAUACUAUUUUGUAUACUAGCCGGACAAAAAACCUUCAGCAAACAACGAAAGAUCCCUUAACCCAAAGUAUGCGAUUGGGACAUAUUCAAAUGUUUCUCUUACAUCCAAAUAUGUUAGUCCUCCUCUCUAUAUAAAGGUGAAAGAAACGCACACCUCUUUAGGCGAGGUGUUGGCUGACGGCGUAAAACACUUGAAAAGGAAAGACCCACACUCUAGGAGCUCAGAUGCAAUAAUUGAAUAUCCUAAUAACCAACGUUUCCACAGACAAGCUGUCUUCAUCAGGGUAUAAUGACAAACACUGCGGGUCACUAGUUUAUAAAAUGUCAAAGGACACACGCAGGUGUCUGUAAUCAUGGCCGGGUGUGGCCUAAUAGCAUUGGUUAAUUCACAGAUAAAAACAACAUACAAAAAACAUGGGUAGCAUAUGAUCAUAGAUACUUGGCUACAUAGGCCCACAAACAUUUACAAUGAAUAGCAAAAUCACAAGAAUGGCUUCAAAUCUAUUUGCGCCUCUACCGGAUGGAAAUUGUGUAAAGUGUAAUGGCUGCGCUCAAUGCAAUGGCACUUACAAAUGUAGAUCCUUCAAACACCCCCAAACAGGGAAACCGAUCCCAAUUAAAGGUGUUAUUACGUGCUCCACUAAGGCAGUUAUUUAUCUUAUAACUUGUCCUUGUGGUAAAAAUGAUGUGGGUAAAACAAAGCGCAAAUUAAAAGUACGAAUAUCGGAGCAUCGUAGCACCAUUAGGUGCAAAAACUCGACAUACCCAGUCGCUGCCCACUUUUUGGAAGCGAACCACUCGAUUUCUUCCCUACGUUAUAUCGGCAUCGAACAGGUCACCCUCUCUAGGAGAGGGGGUGACCUCGACAAUUUAUUUUUAAAACAAGAGGCUGCCUGGAUCUUUAAUUUAAAGACCCUUGCUCCCUUCGGUCUCAACUUAGACUUUGAUUUGAAGCCAUUCUUGUGAUUUUGCUAUUCAUUGUAAAUGUUUGUGGGCCUAUGUAGCCAAGUAUCUAUGAUCAUAUGCUACCCAUGUUUUUUGUAUGUUGUUUUUAUCUGUGAAUUAACCAAUGCUAUUAGGCCACACCCGGCCAUGAUUACAGACACCUGCGUGUGUCCUUUGACAUUAUAUAAACUAGUGACCCGCAGUGUUUGUCAUUAUACCCUGAUGAAGACAGCUUGUCUGUGGAAACGGUGGUUAGUAAGAUAUUAAAUUAUUGCAUCUGAGCUCCUAGAGUGAGAGGCUUUCCUUUCCUUUUCUUUUCCUCUCUAUAUCUGUCCAGCCAAGGUUUCAGUAUACUCUGGUUUUAUGUUCUCCUCCUCUCUCUCUUCAGUAAACAUAUUGCGGUCAACACAAGGCUGGAGCGCCAAGGUUUACUCUACCUCCUUACGAACAGGGACUAGCUUUAUAGAGACAAACAGCAGCUGUAUUUGGGUCCAGAGGAGAAGGGCAUGUGUGUGUUUGUCUGUCUUUCUGUGUGUGUGUGGGUGUCCCUCCCCCGUGUCUCUGUUUUGACUCUGUCUGAUUUACAUGGCUCCAGUGAGUCACCUACGAAGGUAGCUGAUUGCAGAAGGCUGUUGUUCAGCUGUCCGGUAAUGUGCCGAUGACCUCUUCCAUUUUGUUUAUCAUCUUUGAAAAUAUUAGAUCUCUGAUACUUCAAAACAGUUGAGGUCUGCUGAUAGAGAUUCUAACAUCAAUACAAGAACAUACACAGCAAUACUAAUAGUUACUGAGUGAGAAUACCUCACAGGCUGUAGACCAUACUAUUUACCAAGAGCGUUUUCAUCCAUAUUUUUCGUAUUUACCACAAACCGAUGCACUAAGACACUCAAUGAGCUGCAUAGGGACAUAAGCAAACAGGAAAAAACUAGGAAAAUUGAAAUCCGUUUUACCUCAUUUCUACCAGCAUGUCACCUGUGCAACUAGAGGCGAAAAAACUCUAGAUGACCUUUACUCCAAACACAGAGACCCAUACAAAGCUCUCCCUCACCCUCCAUUUGGCAAAUCUGACCAUAACUCUAUCCUCCUGAUUCCUGCUUACAAGCAAAGAAUUUAAACAGGAAGUACCAGUGACGCGCUCAAUAUGGAAGUGGUCAGAUGAAGCGGAUGCUAAGCUACAGGACUGUUUCGCUAGCACAGACUGGAAUAUGUUCCGGGACUCAUCCGAUGGCAUUGAGGAGUUUACCACAUCAGUCACUGGCUUCAUUAAUAAGGGCAUCCACGACGUCGUCCCCACAGUGACCAAGCUCAUCACUAAGCUAAUGAACCUGGGACUGAAGACGUCCCAGGUCAACGGGAUCCAGGACUUCCCAGGUGGUGAGGGUAGGCAACAACACCUCUGCCAGGCUGAGCCUCAACACGGGGGGCCCUCAGGGGUGCGUGCUUAGUCCCCUCCUGUACUCCCUGAUCACCCACGACUGCGUGGCCAAACACAACUCCAACACCAUCAUUAAGUUUGCCGACAACACGACGGUGGUAGGCCUGGCACAUCUACUGGUGUAUAUACUUACUUUUUAAAAACUCUGCAUUGUUGGUUAAGGGCUCGUAAGUAAGCAUUUCACGGUUAUAUUCGGUGCAUGUGAUGAAUACAAUUUGAUUUGAUAUAGCCAAGUUAUCGUUACUCAUAGUAUAUUUAUUCAUACUUUUAUUAUUACGUAUUUUACUUUUCUAUUAUUUCUCUAUUUUCUUUCUCUCUGUAUUAUUGGGAAGCACCUUCACUGCUUCACCAAGCAUCUGACAAAUAAAAUGUUAUUUUAUUUGAUAAUAGCCCAGUUGUAACUUGUUCUGUCCCUGACUGGUACUAAAGUAGACAACCCUACUUCCUGAACAGAGAAAGAGAGAGAACUGAGACUAAUUGAAUCUGUUAUUGAACCGAUGGCACUUGGCAAUGAGGUGUGGGGUCCACUUGCAAAACAAGAUUUCGCCCAAUGGGACAAACACCCAUUACAAACCUGAAUGCAGAGUUCUGUAAGAUUGCAUGCAAGCAGAAUUAGGCCAAUAUCCACUAAUAAUAAAAUAUCCACUAAUAAUAAAAUAUCCACUAAUAAUAAAAUAUCCACUAAUAAUAAAAACAAAAUAAAGAGCAAUUCAGUUUUGGAAACAUCUCAAAUACAGUGACCCCCUCUCAUAUCAUUACCAAGCCCAGCAAUGCCAAGAGCUGAGCAAAGAAAAUAGUCCCCUCAUCCUGGGGCUGAGCUCACAAACCUGUUCUACUAACACACUGCCUCAUGACCAGAACAUCCAAUAAAUCAGAAUAAACAAAAUUAGUGAGAGAGAGAGAGAGGAAGAGAGAGAGAGAGGCAGAGAGAGUGAGAGAGAAAGAGAGAGAGAGGCAGAGAGAGUGAGAGAGAGAGAGGGAGAGAGAGAGAGAGGGAGAGGCUGAGAGAGAGAGAGGGAGAGAGAGAGAGAGUGAGAGAGGAAGAGAGAGAGAGAGGCAGAGAGAGUGAGAGAGGAAGAGAGAGAGAGAGGCAGAGAGAGAGAGGCAGAGAGAGUGAGAGAGUGAGAGAGAGAGAGGGAGAGAGGGAGAGAGAGAGAGAGAUCCAGCCAACAGGACAUGACACCAAGGUGUGUGCACAAGGGCAUGUGUGUAGGACCAGAGGGUGACACAGAGCAGGGCUGAUGGUUUGAUUGAAACCAGGGUUGAGUCUUGGCAGGUCACAUGUUCUCAUACUAAACGAGACACACACACACAUUACCACCCUCCUCCCCUCUCCGGCUCUGCUCCUCCAGAUAGCACAGUCUCGCUCAGCUAAACCAAUCAAGGCUCUCUGUUCACUAUCACUUCAGCCAAUCAGGGCUGUGUUCACUGUGACGUGGCCAUGUCAGUCUCUGCCACUGCAGAGUAGCACCUCUGGGCUAAGUGUUGGACUAGGUGACAGUGAAGAAGAGCAGUGUGUGAAUACUGACGUUAAACAAUAGAGCGGAUAGGGACUGUGUUGUGGCACGUAGGGAGGACACAGACUAGAACACAUUGUACAUUCACACAAAGGCUAUAUCUCCACUAACAUACCACCCUACAAUGUGGGUUUUGUUUUGUUUUAACCUCUGGAAAUAUUUAAAGAUACAUGUAUGAACAGACUUGUUCAUGUUUUAAAAUCCUUUAAUUCUAAGCCCUCUUUGCCGUUAUCUCACUGUGUGUCAGGUUUCAGUCCUCUGUCUCUGUGUGAUUAAACUGCCUCCUGCGUGGUUAUCUCUGUAGUGAACCACAUCAACUUCUCAUCACCCCCUCCCUCUCUCCUCCCUCUUUCCCCCUCUCUCUCUCUCAUCUCUCUCUUCUCAUCACCCCUCCCUCUCUCCUCCCUCUCUCCUCCCUCUCCCCCUUCUCUCUAUUCUCUCUCUUCAUCACCCCCUCCCUCCCUCUCUCCCCUCUCUCUCUCUUCUCUCUCUUCUCUCUCCCUCUCUCCCUUCUUUCUGUCUCUCUCUCCUCUCUCCCUCUCUCCAGUAAAUCAUGGGAAGUUUCCUAAGCAGGAGAACUCGUAUGCGUUUGAGGAGGACAGCAGCAGGGACAGUCUGUCUCCAGAGCAACCCCACAGUGACAGUCUGUCUCCAGAGCAACCCCACAGUGACGAGUCCCAGGGGUCCGCAUGCCCCUUUUCUGAAGCCAUGGGCAGCACCCCGUCCUCCUCCUCGUCACCAGCCCUCACUGGCCCUAGACAGGUAAUAUUCCUCCUCCUUUUCCCUCUUCUUCCUACCCCUCUCCUCCUCUUCCUCCCUUUGAUAAUGUAUCAUAACAUAAACUAUCCUCCAUGAGUACACACUAUGAACAAUAGGUGCACCAAAGAUACACUCUCCUCCAUGCCUUCAUAGGCAUACUCCAGUCAGUUAUGUGUAGUAGUGAGUCAUUUCAAGCAGAGACCUAGGUUAAGUCUGCCCUCCUGUGGUGGUUGGGAGAAUCACAGCAUCCUACCCAGGAUUCUCUAGUGACCGUUGGAACGUGUGUGACUGGUGUUUGGCACGUUUCACAUUCCUCCACGCCAGUUAGUCUGUCUCACACAGACACAGUGUGGCACUGGCUACUGCUUCCUGUGGUUUAUCAUCUGUGACUCCCUGCAUUCCACACCACUCUCCUCGCUCUCACUGUGUAGACAGAGAUGAUGACAUCAUUCCCAACAGUCACUAGAAGCUUCUGCCAUAAACCGUUUGCUGAUUUUAAGUGUUUACCGAAAAUCAGCUUGGACUUAGUACCCAGUUCCUAUUUUUAAAUAUCAACAUGUCAACUAUUGUUUUCAUUUUUUCAAUUAUCAAUUAAUUUAUUUGGGGUUGUCUUUGAAUUCAUCUUGUUGUUUUCAGAUUGGCCACCCAGUGAAUGUAGUUGACAUUUUCUACAUUUAACGUCUUUCUACUGACUCCCUGUCUGUGUUUGUGUUCCAGAGGUGUCAGAGCAGAGACCCGUCUGAUCAGAGCAAGGGAGAUGGCUUGUCUGUGGCUAACGAUAGGCAGUCUGCAACCCCACCGGUCCCUGCCGUAGUCAACGUAGGAACAGACACUUCACUGUCAUAGCAUGGACCUCUUUAUAGUCAAGACGGUGCAUCCAAUGAGAGAACAUCAACUUGUAUUGUAUUUAAUAGUAUGUCCUCACUAUUUCUCCCAUUUCAUUCUACAGUCCAAGACGCCAGACAAGAACCACCACAAAAAGCCCAAAGACGUGAAGCCCAAGGUGAAGAAGCUGAAAUACCACCAGUACAUCCCUCCGGACCAGAAGGCUGAGAAGUCCCCCCCUCCCAUGGACUCAGCCUAUACCAGGCUCCUGCAGCAACAACAGCUCUUCCUGCAGCUGCAGAUCCUCAGCCAGCAGAAACACUCCCAGCAUGCCCAACACACACAGCAACGCCAGCAUAGCUUCAACUACCAGCCUCUGCACCAGCCGGCCCAAGCCCAGAAGUGAGUACCCCGAAUAGGGAGUGGUCUAACCCGAACCCCAUGUCUCAGAUCUGGCCUUCAAUUUACACCAUUUCUAUAAAUAUAGCAUAAUAUUGUUGUCUUUUGUGGUGUUUAUCUACCAGAAAUCUCCUGUUCCCAUAUCUGUAGACAAUCCAGUGAGCAGCUGACGGUGUGUAGCUCCAGUGUCCCUACUAACACGGUCAACGGUAGCUCCUUGUCUUCAUUGAAGACCACAUACUCCGGUCAAACCAACGUCUCACCAGUCAAACCUGCUCCUCUGCCACCUAACCUGGAUGACCUGAAGGUAGGUACUGUCUCUCCGUAGAGUGAGGGAAAUAUUCCUUAGUACGAGUUGGAAAGAGAACUCACAUACUGUAACUAUAAGAUUUUCAAAAUGCAAGCAUCAGUUUUUUCUCUCUCUCUCUCUCUCUCUCUCUCUCCUCUCUCUCUCCUCUCUCUCUCUCUCUCUCUCUCUCUCUCUCUCACUUUCCCUCUCUCUCUCUCACUUUCCCUCUCUCUCUCUCUCUCUCCCUCCAUCCAACAGGUGUCAGAGCUCAGACAGCAGCUGCGUAUCCGGGGCAUGCCAGUCUCAGGCACCAAGAUGGCCCUCAUCGAGAGACUCCGCCCCUUUAAGGACCCCACCCCAAGCCCCUCCCAUUCAGGCUCCAAUGACAUCUCCACGGCCACCUUCCCUGUCACCCCCACGGGGUCCCUGUCCUCCUACCAGUCCCCCUCCAGCACCCUCUCCCAGGGCGGGUACUGCCACUACCCCAGCACUUCCUCCACCCCACCCAUCUCCCCCACAUCCUCAGACCUCUCCCUCAGCGGCUCGCUCACAGACAGCUUCAGCGGCAUGCCCAUGUCCUCCUCUCCACUGUUUUGCGUCCAGCCAUCCCCGGGCCAGCUCAGCGCUGAGGAAGGCCUGGGGGGAGGGGGUCUGAGUGGGAUAGGACUGCAGGGAGGGGAGGGUGGAGGGAUGGAGCGGGAGAAGGAUAAGAUGUUGGUGGAAAAACAGAAAGUGAUUGAGGAGCUGACGUGGAAGCUGCACCAGGAACAGAGACAGGUGGGGAACCACACUGUUCAAAUCAAUAUAGCUAUGUUGUCCCUAAAGGGCAAUUCAAGGCUAAGCUGACCUACUGUUAACAGUCUGUUGUUCAACAGCUAGCUGACCUACUGUUAACAGUCUGUUGUUCAACAGCUGACCUACUGUUAACAGUCUGUUGUUCAACAGCUGACCUACUGUUAACAGUCUGUUGUUCAACAGCUGACCUACUGUUAACAGUCUGUUGUUCAACAGCUAGCUGACCUACUGUUAACAGUCUGUUGUUCAACAGCUGACCUACUGUUAACAGUCUGUUGUUCAACAGCUGACCUACUGUUAACAGUCUGUUGUUCAACAGCUGACCUACUGUUAACAGUCUGUUGUUCAACAGCUGACCUACUGUUAACAGUCUGUUGUUCAACAGCUGACCUACUGUUAACAGUCUGUUGUUCAACAGCUGACCUACUGUUAACAGUCUGUUGUUCAACAGCUGACCUACUGUUAACAGUCUGUUGUUCAACAGCUGACCUACUGUUAACAGCCUGUUGUUCAACAGCUAGCUGACCUAAUGUUAACAGUCUGUUGUUCAACAGCUGACCUACUGUUAACAGUCUGUUGUUCAACAGCUAGCUGACCUACUGUUAACAGUCUGUUGUUCAACAGCUGACCUACUGUUAACAGUCUGUUGUUCAACAGCUGACCUACUGUUAACAGCCUGUUGUUCAACAGCUGACCUACUGUUAACAGUCUGUUGUUCAACAGCUGACCUACUGUUAACAGCCUGUUGUUCAACAGCUAGCUGACCUAAUGUUAACAGUCUGUUGUUCAACAGCUAGCUGACCUACUGUUAACAGUCUGUUGUUCAACAGCUGACCUACUGUUAACAGUAUGUUGUUCAACAGCUGACCUACUGUUAACAGUCUGUUGUUCAACAGCUGACCUACUGUUAACAGUCUGUUGUUCAACAGCUGACCUACUGUUAACAGUCUGUUGUUCAACAGGUGGAGGAGCUCAAGAUGCAGCUGCACAAGAGGAAGCGUUGCCAUGGCGCCACACAGGAGAGCGUCCCGGCUCCGUCCCAGCCCCACCACCUUCACCUCCUGCAAUCCCCCUCCCUGAUGGGGAAGCACUUCUUUGGGGUGACAGUCAAGCAGGAGCCCAUGUCCCUUUCCUCCAGCUGCCCCUUCUCCUCCCCCAAGCACCUAAAGAGUCCUCCAGGAAGCUGCAUGGAGGGGAUGGGCCAUUGUGGUGCCUCGCUGCCCAGUAUGGGAGGCCCUGGUGGGCCACGACGCCUGGACCAGACCCCCUCCUCUGGAAGUCCCUCAGGCAUGUGUGCCUUCCUCAGCCCCCUGUGCUCUCCUGAAGACUCACCCAUCGCCAAGACCUCCAGCAGCCCCCAGCCUUCCUCCCCCAACAACCCCUACCUGAUGUCACCGCCGCUGGGCAGAGACGGGUGUAGCCAUCCCCACAACCAGUCCAGCACCAGGCCCCGCAACAUGCAGGUAGGCCUUAGGCAGAACGUUAGUUAUGAGCCUUCCGAUACAUAAUGGCUAAACUUCCUUUAUAUUGUGUCUGUUGUGACUCUAUUCUUAGUGGUCAUGACAGUCAUGUAUUCUCUCCUAACAGAUUCAGCAGAAGAAAGAAGGUCAGGCUGUAAACUGCUCCUAUCUGUCUGACCGGAGAAGCCUUCAGCUCCCCAAUUCAGCCGACAACAGCCUGAACCACAGGGUCAACCUUAAAGCCAAGAACCCAGAUAUGCAGCACAAGGUGAGAGCUAUUCUUCUGUUUGAAGGUCUUGGUCUGUGACGGAUUAACAUGGUUGUGUGUCACACAUCACCCGUCACGUUCACUUAACACAUUUUCUGCCUUCCAUUCAUGUGUUGCUUCUCUCUUAAACUUCCAUCAUGAGGUUCAUGAUACUCUUCACAACUCCAUCUUUUGAGAAAGAUGAAGCUGUUUCCAGCUGAUCUCUCCCAUUUUAUCCUAUGAGCUAGCGAUCACAUUUUCUCAGGAACUUUUUUAAAGCAUCUUGUUUUUUUUAUCAGGAUUCAUUUUCAAAUCAGUAAUACAACUUUAUUCGACCUUUUUUUUCUUCUUCAUAUAGAUACCUAUAUUGCCCUAUCCCCGGCAUGUUGGCCAAAAGUGCACGGUCUCAUCCCCCGCCUUCUGUAGCUCAGAUUCAUCUGACUCUAGACAGCCCCCUUGCUAUGAGGAUGCAGUCAAGCAGGUAAACUAAAUGAUAAACCAAACUCUGCUCCUGAUCAUGGCUGGCCAAUGCUUUUUGUUUCGUUGUUGUAACCUCUGUGGCGUUCUCUCUCUCUCUCUCUCUCUCUCUCUCUCUCUCUCUCUCUCUCUCUCUCUCUCUCUCUCUCUCUCUCUCUCUCUCUCUCUCUCUCUCUCUCUCUCUCUCUCUCUCUCUCUCUCUCUCUCUCUCUCUCUCUCUCAAUCCAACCAUCGCUUCAUCCAUUGCACACUUUGCACCCUUGACCAAGUUUGACUGCUGCCUGCUUUGUGGUUGUGUUAUUUACAUUUUAGUCAUUUAGCAGACGCUCUUAUCCAGAGCGACUUACAGUUAGUGAGUGUAUAUAUUUUUCAUAUGUUAUGUAGAGUUGUGGUUGUGUUGUGUAGAGUUGUGGUUGUGUUGUGUAGAGUUGUGGUUGUGUUGUGUAGAGUUGUGGUUGUGUUAUGUAGAGUUGUGGUUGUGUUAUCUAGAGUUGUGGUUGUGUUAUCUAGAGUUGUGGUUGUGUAUCUAGAGUGUGGUUGUGUUAUCUAGAGUUGUGGUUGGUUAUCUAGAGGUUGUGUUAUCUAGAGUGGGUGUAUAGGUUGUGGUUGUUUCUAGAGUUGUGGUUGUGUUAUCUAGAGUUGUGGUUGUGUUAUGUAGAGUUGGGUUGGUUUGUGUGGUUGGGUGUAGAGUUGUGGUUGUGUUAUCUAGAGUGUGGUUGUGUUAGAGGUUGGUGUGUUAUCUGAGAGUUGGUGGUUGUGUUAUCUAGAGUUGUGGUUGUGUUGUCUAGAGUUGUGGUUGGUUUUAGAGUGGUUGUCGUAGAGUUGUGGUUGUGUUUCUAGAGUUGUGUGGUUGUGUGUGUUGUCUAGAGUUGUGGUUGUGUUAUCUAGAGUUGUGGUUGUGGUCUGAUUGGGUGUGUUUAGAGUUGUGGUUGUGUUAGAGUGGUGAGUUGUGUAGAGUUGUGGUUGUGUUGUUAGAGUUGUGGUUGUGGUUAGAGUUAGUAGUGUGUUGUGUUGUGUGGUGUGUAUCUAGAGGUUGUGGUGUGUGUUGUUCUAGAGUUGUGGUUGUGUUAUCUAGAGUUGUGGUUGUGUUAUCUAGAGUUGUGGUUGUGUGUUGAUCUAGAGUUGUGGUUGUGUUAUCUAGAGUUGUGGUUGUGUUGUGUAGAGUUGUGGUUGUGUUGUCUAGAGUUGUGGUUGUGUUGUCUAGAGUUGUGGUUGUGUUGUGUAGAGUUGUGGUUGUGUUGUCUAGAGUUGUGGUUGUGUUGUCUAGAGUUGUGGUUGUGUUGUCUAGAGUUGUGGUUGUGUGUGUAGAGUUGUGGUGUGUUCUAGAGUUGGGUUGUGUUUCUAGAGUUGUGGUUGGUGAUAGAGUUGUGGUUGUGUUGUGUAGAGUUGUGGUUGUGUUAUCUAGAGUUGUGGUUGUGUUGUAGAGUUGUGGUUGUGUUAUCUAGAGUUGUGGUUGUGUUGUCUAGAGUUGUGGUUGUGUUGUCUAGAGUUGUGGUUGUGUUAUCUAGAGUUGUGGUUGUGUUAUCUAGAGUUGUGGUUGUGUUAUCUAGAGUUGUGGUUGUGUUGUGUAGAGUUGUGGUUGUGUUGUCUAGAGUUGGUUGGUUUAGUUGGUUGUGUUUAGAGUUGUGGUUGUGUUGUGUAGAGUUGUGGUUGUGUUGUCUAGAGUUGUGGUUGUGUUACUAGAGUUGUGGUGUGUGUUGUCUAGAGUUGUGGUUGUGUUUUAGAGUUGUGGUUGUGUUAUCUAUAGUUUGUGGUUGUGUUUGUAUCUAGAGUUGUGGUUUGUUUUUAGAGUUGGGUUGUGUUUCUAGAGUUGUGGUUGUGUUAUUGAUUGUGGUUGUUUUCUAGAGUUGUGGUUGUGUUAUGCUAGAGUUGUGGUUGUGUUAUCUAGAGUUGUGUUGUGUUAUCUAGAGUUGUGGUUGUGUUGUUCUAGAGUUGUGGUUGUGUUAUCUAGAGUUGGUGGUUCUAGAGUUGUUGUGUACUAGAGUUGGUGGUUGUGUUGUUAGAGUUGUGGUUGUGUGUUAAGUUGUGGUUAGUGUUGAGUAGAGUUGUGGUUGUGUUAUCUAGAGUUGUGGUUGUGUGUUAGAGUUGUGGUAUGUGUGUAUCAAGAGUUGUGCUUCUGUUGUCGUAGAGUUGUGGUUUGUGUAUGUGUAGAGUUGUGUGUGUUAUCUAGAGUUGUGGUUGUGUUGUUAGAUGUGGUUGUUAUCUAGAGUUUGGUGUGUUAUCUAGAGUUGUGGUUUGUUGUCUAGAUUGUGGUUGGUUAUCUAGAGUUGUGGUUGUGUGUAUCCCAGAGUUGCUUUGUAUCUAGAUUGGGCUGUGUUAUCUAGUUGUGAGUUGUGUUAUCUAGAGUUGGGGGUAUCUAAGUUGGGUGAUCAUGGAUACAGGUUGGGUGGUUUUCAAGUGUGGUUAAAGUGGGUAUCCCCAAGUCCUAGCAAUACUAUCAGACAGCAAUAAUCAAAUAUAUCUAUGCAAUCAGUACGUGGUACUUUAAUCGUGAAUAGUUGAAAUCCCCACCAGGUCCCGAAACCAGACAUUUCUGUUUGUUUCUUGACGGGUACUAAAGAAUGAUAAAGCACAAAUGUAACAAGUCUGUUAAUAACAUUUGUAUUCCUUUUUUAGCAACUGACCAGAAGUCAGCAGAUGGAUGAGCUUCUGGAUGUGCUCAUAGAGAGUGGAGGUGGGUCAACUGACUCAUAAUCAGUCUCAAUAUGUGUGAUGUAAACAAUGUUUAGAUUUAGAAAUUGGAUAGCGAAUAUAGCUGUCAGUGCAUGUUGUUGCUAUGGUUACGAAUGAGUAAUGGCUUAGUAGCUGCAAGCAAUUUAGUCCCCCUUCACAAGGUACUACUCAGUUUGCCUGCCUACAUACCAUCCAUCACCCCUUAGUUAAGUAACUCCAGAUUUCCCUCUUACAUGGGUAUUAAAUCACACUCUGUGCUGUGACUCCCCCCCUCCCCCCCUCCUCUUCUCUUCAAGAGAUGCCAGCUAACGCCAGAGAAGAGAGGGAGAGGUCCUCUGUAACCAAAGUUGUGCCUCACAUUACAGUGUCCCCCGGAACCACCGGCCUCGCCGACCCAAAGUUCCACCAGAGACACUACGAGCACCUGUCCCCCUCCCAGCUCAAUUAUGACCACACAGCCAAUCACAUUGCAGACAGCCACCUGGAGACCCUGCUGGGAAGCCCCCUAGGCCGAGGGGGUGAGGUCACCCUUCUUAAGAUGGCCGCAGAGGAAUCAGAGGAGGGGGAUAUUGGACUACAGAGCUACCCCAGCCCGAACCAGCACCACCCGAACCAACACCCCCACCAGGACAAACUGCUCUCCAACAGGGGCCUGAUGGAAACCCCAACACCUCUAUCUCCCAUCCACUCCAUCAACGCCAAAGUGACGUCUAUGGCCGAAGUGCAGGGGACGGUCGGCAUGACGUUUAGCGAGUCACCGUGGGAGACUAUGGAAUGGAUGGACCUGACGCCCCCGAGCUUGGCUACGGGGUUCAGCUCUAUCCCGCCCACUGGGUCAAGCAUCUUUAACACAGAGUUCCUGGAUGUUACAGACAUCAACCUGAAUACAGCCAUGGACCUUCAUCUAGAGCACUGGUGA
Molecule: messenger RNA, 23694 nt
Organism: Coregonus sp. 'balchen'
Lineage: Eukaryota; Metazoa; Chordata; Actinopteri; Salmoniformes; Salmonidae
Source: the annotation of a GenBank genome assembly